AUGAAUAUUGUUUAUAUAAUAUUAGGGUACCUUAUUAACCAUUCAAGUUCAAAGUGCAAUGAAUUAAAAAUACACCAAUAUGUAACUUGCUACUAAUUCACAUCAAGGUGUUGCGUUUUAGAAGGAAAUGAAGAAGAUUAUUAAAAACUCCAACACAUCAAUACUCAAAUUGUAGAAAAGUCAUUCUAAAUUCCAUAUUAAGAAGAACCGAUUUUAAUUAGAAUUAUCAACUCUUUGAAUCAAAAUAAAAUAUAAGAGAAGCUAAUGUGCUCCUUGUUUGUUAAUCUUGAAUAUUAUAUCACUUGUAUGGCAUUUGAUUUAAUUUUGUAUGAGCAAUCAACUAAAAAUAGUGAAUAGAUUAGAAUAGAUACAAAAAUAUUAGCUAAGGAUCUCUGCGAUGGAUUAUUUGCAACGCAAGACGGACGUUUGAGUUUAUUUUGUCUAGGCUAGACAACUUUGAAAUAAUAUUCGUUGGAUUUCUCAAGGAAUGUUAUUUUAAGUUUUGAGUAUGAUGUUUCAGACUAAAUAGAGGAUAAAUGCAAAAAAAAAUAAAUUAAAUGGAACGAUUACUAAUAUUUAAUUGUGUUUUAUCAAUGCUCGAGAUGGAAAGUUUUACUAAUUUAAAAUAAUCAAGCUAAUACUUUAUUGGAUGCCUCAAUGAAGUAUUAGUAUGUUGAGCUAUUCAGGUUCUCUUUCAUUGACGAGGUAACUUCUUGUGAACGUAAGAAUAUGAUUUCUACUAUCUAUCUGAUAGAAGAUAAUUUUUAUUUAUAAUUUUUUGUGAAUCAAGUUGAAACAAAAAAAAUAAAUUUACUAUUAAUAGAACAUCCAAUUCGAAUUCAAAAGAUAUUAGUAUAAUCUUAAUGUUAACUAUUGCUUUUAGUAAAUUAGUUGGAUAAAAUUAAUUCAUCAGUAAUUUCAAUUGGAAAAGCAUCAGAAGUAAUAAUUAAUUAACAAUAUCCAAUGAAAAAUAUUCACUUUGAUUCAAAUCUCGUUUUCCUACAAAACUAAUUUAACUUAGACGUAUUAAUAAAUGCUUACAUUAAUUAAUCAUAUCAAAUUUGCAACACUUCAUUGCAUUUUUUUUAAAUAAAUAAUUUAUUUUGUUAAUUUGACUCCACCAAAAAAGUGUUAUAAUUUUAUAAAUAUUAAUCACUACAUACUUUUAUAAAACCUAAAUAGAAGUAUAUAUUUAUAAUUUAGAAAAAAUAAUUAUUCACUAAAGGUGAUACUCCCAUUUGUUUUAAAGUCUUAUUCUAAAACGAAAAUCAAAAAGCAAUAUCACAAUUCUUUGAGUUGAUUCAAUUCCAAAAUAAUUGCUAAAAUAAAUAUCAAACAUUAAGGAAAUCAGAUUACUCUUAUUACUUUAAUAAUGGUACUUUCGAUUUAAAUAGUAGCAAUGGGAGUAUUAAUGUAAAUAUCAGGAAAUAUUAAAACAUUCAUUAAAAUUGUUUAGCAAGACUUUAUAAAUUUUAUUUCCAAGAUAAGUUUGAUUUAAGAGACUUAAUAAAAAACUACAUAUAUUUUCAAUAUGAAGCAAUUUUUUAUAUCUAUGAUUGCGAACAAGAUGAAUUUACACUAUCAAUAAACCUAAAUUAAUAUAUUGUACUUGAAUAUAGCCCAUUCUAUUAUUUUGUGAACAGAAAAAACAAUAGUGUUUUGAGAGGAGUUAUCCCUUCACAAUCCUCAAUUUAAUAUUUCAAUAUCGAUUUGAAUGAAGCAAUUACAAACUUUAGGCACAUAUCUUAAUAUAUAUUUCUUUAAGUGAACAAUUCAGAUUUACCGCUUAUUAUAGAAAUGAAUUAUUAGUCUUAUUCAAAAAGCAAUUAUUUAUCAAAAAGCCUUUAUUAGCCUGGACUUAUUCUAUUUUAUUUUGACUUUGAGGAAAUAACUUUUAUCCAAUAUGAGAAGAUUUUAGCUAUUUAAAGUUUAGAAAUUUUUAGAUGUUAUGAAAUUCAAGAAUAAUUAAUUAUUUCAACCCAUGAAUUUAUACAUCCAAAAGGCUAUUACUUAAUUGUUGCAAUACAAAAUUAAACAAAUUCUUUAAUAAUGUAUUAUUUUGAGGAGAAUGAACUACAUCAAAUUUACAAUUACACAUUUUAGGACUAUUAAUUUUAUUAUCCUUAUAAGUACACAAUAAACGAUGAUAACUUAGCUUUAUUAAUUGUAAAAAAUAAUAUGCUCUAUAUAGCCAUUUUUUAAUAUAGUUUGUCAAAGGUAUUUUUAGAUGACAUUAUCGCAACUGACAAUUCCUUUUUUAAAUUUGAUUAAUAUCGAUUAUUUUUUUCUUUUGAUAAAGUAUGGAUGUACUUUUUUUUCAAUAAAAUCCUAGUUGAAUUUGAGACAGAAUAACUUCAUUAAGAUACCUUAUCAUCAAGCUACUCAAUGAAAUUAAAAGAAUUGGAUGAAUUUGAAUUAAGAAUUUAAAUCUAAAAUAAAUGCUUUAAGGUAUAUUCUAUAAUAAAAUCACCUAUUAUUGAAAUUCAAAAGAAUUAAAUUAUAAAAUUAAAUAUUGCUGACAUAUUUUAUGGUCCAAUUACUAAUUUGACACUUAUAAAUAAUUCAAACAUUCAUUUGAAGGGUCCUAUUCAAUUUAAGCAGGAAAUUUUAAAUUGUAAUGAUGAAGCUUUAAAAUUAUGUUAUAAAGUACAUAAUUAUUAGAAAUAAAUAGAAAUUUUCAUUUUUACAGUAAUUAUGUAGGAUAAUUAAGUUAUUGAAGUAAUUUAAAGAAAUAUUUUGGAUAGAUAUUAUGUAACUUGGAUAAAAUGGUAAUAUUAUCUUUUUGUUUCUCAAUUAUUUAAUGUUGAAUUAAUUGAAUGUUCUGAAAAAUAAUAUGAACCUUGUAAACUGAUCUCUAAGAUUAGUGAUAAUUUAGGAAUAAAAUAGAUUAAUAUUGCACACACAAUCGGAGUUGGUAAUUUAAUAAAACUUUAAGGUGACAACAAUUAAGCUUUUAUUUUUAUUGAUGAUAUCAAUUUUAAUAUAUAAAUUUUAUCUGGUAUUAUAAUUGAUAUCCAAUAUAUUGAAAAUUCAGAGGAUUAAUACAUCUUUUUAUAGCAAAAUAUGAAUGAUUCAAAAGAUUUAGAAUUAAAAAUAUACUCUAUCAGUUUAUAUCAAAAACAUUUAAUAUACUCAUUAGCAAUUAGUGAAUAAAUUUAGACAGAAUUAUUUAAGAAUGGAAAUCUUAUUGAACACAUAUUGUAGAUCAAAUUAAUCUAAUGUAAGUAUUCUGGAGAUUAAAUUAAUAUUAAGCUUCUCAUUAUGGAUCAAUUUUAUUCAUAAUUAUUCUAAUUAAAUUUAGAUUAAUAAUAUAAUUAAAUUGAAUUCGAAUUGUAAAAGCAAGUUAGAAAUCUAAUUGACUUAAAUUUCACUUAAACAAAAGAUUUUAUGAUUUAACAUAUUGAUGAUUAGCAUUUAGUUUUAAAAGAAACUUAUAGCAGUUUGUCUUAAUUUUAUGAUCUCCUAGAAGAUAGAAGAUUCUAUGAUUAUUUUCAUUAAUCUAAAAUUUCAAUGCAAAUAAAAAGAUUAAAUACUACUCAUUUAAUUUUCAUUGACCUUCUUAACAUAUUUAUAGGAACAAUUGGAUAUGAAUUAGAAUUAUAAAAUCAUAAUUAAAGUGAAUAAAAUUUUCAAUUAUUUGCUCAAAACUAGAUAUCUAAUUAAGAAGUUUCAUUGCAAAUACAUAUAAUUGAAACAAAAUAGAAAUUUAGACAUAAUAUUUUAAUCAUUUAAAUAUCUUGUUUUAUUUUCAUAUUAAAUUACACUAGAAAAAUUCAAUCAAAAUUAGAAAAUCAAAAACAAAAUUGGAAUUGA
Paramecium octaurelia is the source of this 3813-nucleotide messenger RNA. The record is from the annotation of a GenBank genome assembly. NCBI's taxonomy places the organism in Eukaryota, Ciliophora, Oligohymenophorea, Peniculida, Parameciidae.